This is a messenger RNA of Fundulus heteroclitus (mummichog), 3145 nucleotides long. It is a transcript of the gene enox1, whose product is annotated as ecto-NOX disulfide-thiol exchanger 1. The record is from RefSeq and is a predicted model, not a curated record. Gene Ontology annotation, cellular component: external side of plasma membrane; plasma membrane. Gene Ontology annotation, biological process: ultradian rhythm. Gene Ontology annotation, molecular function: RNA binding; protein-disulfide reductase activity. NCBI's taxonomy places the organism in Eukaryota, Metazoa, Chordata, Actinopteri, Cyprinodontiformes, Fundulidae.
CUCAUUAAAAGCCUGAUGAUACAGCCCAGCUGCCGUUCAGUCCCAGCUUCCACUGGUACCCGCUCACUGACCGCCAGACCCGGACCGCCGUGCACGCGUGUCGGUGACGCGCCCUCGGGUUCCCGGUUUCUGUACCGGAGGCGGCGGCAGCAGCUGCGGCGGCUCGGUGUCUCCUCGCUGAGGCGCAGCACAACGCCUGGCUGGGAGGAAGGAGACGCGCGGAGGCUCGGUGUCCAGCUCCAGCAGCAGCGCUCACGGAUUAGCCGCCUCGUCGGAUGCUGGAUGUUCCGGAGCUGGUGUCGGGACCGGAGCCGGUUGCUGGGAUUUCUCAGAAACCAUCAUAUCCGAGGCGGGGCGGCACCGUCUGAGAAGCAAUCUGAUGACAGGGCUUCAGAGGAAGGAGAAAAGGGACUACCUGCUAUGGCCAGUGCUGAUGGUCCAGGUAAUCUAGGAGCUGAGCACAGCCCCCUGAGCGUCCCUGUUGCUGGUCAUGGAGCCUGGGCCACGGCCAUGAACAACCUGGGCAUCAUGACUGUGGGCAUCAGCGGGCAACAGCUGGUUUCAGACUCUCUGUGUAUCCCGAGAUUUGACCCCGGGCUGGGCCUGAUUGCACCAAUGAACCCAAUGAUGGCAGGCAUCAACCUGGUCCCACCUCCACCCAUUCCUGCUGACGGGCCUGUCAUUAAAGAGAUUAUCCACUGCAACAGCUGCACCCUCUUCCCCCAGAACCCCAAUCUGCCCCCUCCGUCGACACGGGAGCGCCCCCCUGGCUGUAAGACGGUGUUUGUGGGAGGUCUGCCUGAGAACGCCACGGAAGACAUUAUCAGGGAGGUUUUCGACCAGUGCGGGGAGAUCACUGCCAUCCGCAAGAGCAAGAAGAACUUCUGCCACAUUCGUUUCAGUGAGGAGUUCAUGAUUGACAAAGCUAUCUACCUGUCAGGAUACCGGAUGCGCAUCGGUUCCAGCACGGAGAAGAAGGACUCCGGAAAAAUCCACGUGGACUUCGCUCAAGCCAGAGACGACCUGUACGAGUGGGAGUGCAAGCAGCGCCUGCUGGCUCGGGAGGAGAGGCAUCGGCGGAAGGUUCACGAGGAGCGCCUGCUGCCGCCGUCUCCUCCUCCCAUAGUGCACUACUCUGAACACGAGGCGACGCUGCUAGCAGAGAAACUAAAAGACGACAACAAGUUCAGCGAGGCCACGGCUGUGCUCUUCACCUGGAUCGACCGAGGCGAAGUCAACCGCAGGUCCGCCAACCACUUCUACUCCAUGAUCCAGUCGGCAAACAGCCACGUUCGCCGGCUGAUGAGCGAGAAGGCUCUCCACGAGGAGGAGAUGGAGCGAGCCAAGGAGAUCUUCAAGAACGCCCUGAUGGCCAUUUUAACACAAUUCGAGCAGAUCACCGCCAUUUUCACGGCCGCCACCAGGCAAAAGGCAUGGGACCAUUUCUCAAAAGCGCAGCGCAAGAACAUAGACAUUUGGCGCAAGCAGUGUGAGGAGCUGAGAAACGCUCACAGCGAGGAGAUCAUGGGCAUCAGGCGGGAAGAGGAGAUGGAGAUGUCAGACGACGAUUCGGAUGAUAUUCCCAACAAGAGGAUGCGCACUGAAGAAAAUGGAGUGUGCGAUCAGACCCAGGCCUCCCUGAAGGAGGAGAACGACUCGCUGCGCUGGCAGCUGGACGCCUACAGGAACGAGGUGGAGCUUCUGAAGAAGGAGCAGGGCAGAGUCAGCCGACCAGACGACGAGCACGCCCACGGCCCCGAGGCUCAGAUCCAGCUGCUGCAGCAGAGCAUGCACAACAUGCAGCAGCAACUGCUGAGCUUACAGGAGAAACUGUCGAGUAAGGAGACGGAGCUGGAGCAGGCGAGAGAGGAGCAUCGCUACCUGGAGAUGGAGGUGCUCUCACUCAGAGACAGGCUGCUGAGCAGUAAAGGCGAGGCCGUGGAGGUAACCAACGGAGAGCUUCAUGAGAAGAGCGUGAAUGGGAGCGUUCCCUCGCUGUACCUCAGCAGAGACAGGAGGAGUGAGUACAUGAGAGGAGGAGUCGCCACGGAGAAAGAGGCUCUGCUCCUAGGCAUAAUAUCCACCUUUCUCCAUGUCCAUCCAUUUGGGGCCAACCUUGAGUAUCUGUGGUCAUACAUACAACGGCUGGACUCAAAGGUAUCUUCAGGGGAGCUGGAGCGUCUCAUGGUGCGUCUGCCCAGUAUGUUCCGUCAGGAGCUGAGUGGCGUCGGUGCAACUCUGGAGAAACGGUGGAAGUUCUGCGGCUUUGACAGUCUCAGCUCUGCGUGACGCAGGGAGCGCGCACACACAAAGUGGACGGACCUUUAGUAAAUCGUGCGUAUGUGUGUGUGUGUGUUCCCUGCUGCUGAUGCCUACGGAAAUGUGGUGAUACUCAUCUGAGCUCUGAAACCCAUGGACUAGACGAACACGGAGGCCCAGGAGAAGCUCAGGGCACUUCGGGAUUCAGACGAACUUGUGUUAGCCCCAGCAGGACGCAACGACUUUGAGGCUAAACGCUGAACAGCGGGCCUGAGGAAAAUAUCCCGGCUGUUGCCUUGACGCAUCCCUGGAACAUGAAGCCUCCCAUCAGGAACACCGUCUACAGAUGUAGAACCAAACCGGUAUACCAAAGUUGAACCUUUAGAGAUUUCCUUUGUUUGUGAACUGAUAAGAUCAUGGUGUGGUGAAGAAACUGAGUACUGUUGCCAAAUUACUGCCAGGUCUCCUGGAGAAUGAUGAGGGCAGCCCAGUUAGAUCAGAACGGGGGUUGGUCCGGGAUGGUGUUUGGACUCCGACUUUUCUCUUCGUCUUGCAAACAUUCAGAGAAACCUUGACGGCAGUCUGGUGGCGGGUUCUGAGUGUGCUGCUGGGACGUUUUCUAAUGUUAUGCCUAGCUCUUCAUCCCCUGUAGAGUCGUCUUCAAGAGUUGGGAGACUUACCCUUUUUAUUACUUGACAAGGCACUGAUCUGUCAGCUUCGUCUAUUUAUUUGUGUGAACUGUAUAAGAUCUUUGUUCUUUGAGGUUGUCCUCCUGACAGCACUCCUGCCCUGAUUCGGUGCAUUUCGCUCAUAUUGCCUUUAAUGUUGACCUUGGUGUGUGCUGAACACACCACAAAAUGACAUUAAAGACUUUUAAGGGACAUUU